AUGACAAAUUCAUUCCUUUUUUAUUUUAGAUAUAUUUACACAGGGUAUUUUUCAUUUAAUGAUAAUGAGAAUAAUCAAGAAUUUUUACUUGACUUGAUAUUCGCAGCCGAUGAAUUAAAAUUAAAUGAUUUAGUCAAACAUUUACAAAUUUUUAUUAUUGAAACUAAUUCAAAUUGGAUAAGAAAUAAUUUAAUUAAAAUUUAUCAAUUAUCAUUAAAAAGGAAUUUUGAUAUAAUACAAGAUCAUUGUGUGAAAUUAAUUGAAAAAGAACCUACAAUAUUAUUUAUAUCAAAUAAUUUUUUUUUAUUAAAAGAAUCAGAUUUAAUUAAAUUAUUAAAACGUGAUGAUUUAGAAUUACAAGAGAUUGAUAUUUGGAGAUAUUUACUUAAAUGGGGUUUAGAACAAGAUCCUACUUUAAUAGUAUCAAAUAUUAAAAAAUGGUCAAAUGAAGAAUUUUAUAAAUUAGAAAAGAGAUUACAUAAAUUAAUUCCAUUUGUUAGAUUUUAUAGUAUGUCAGCAACUCAAUAUUAUGAAGAAGUUCGUCCUUUUAAAAAAAUUUUACCUAAAAAAUUAAGAGAAGAUAUUAAAGCUUUUUAUAUUUUAUCAAAUAAUGUACCGCCUCCUGAUGCUUUACCUCCAAGAAGAUUAUUUAGACAUGAAACUAUACUUAAAAGGCAACAUCAGAUGCGUGAUAGAAUUAAUCAACAUUAUACCCCUCGUCAUAGUAUGAUUGUAGAUAUUUUUGAUAGAAAUAAUAUAACACCUACUCCUGUCCCACCUGAAGCCCCACCUUAUACUUUAGGUAAACAUAAAAAUAUUAGUGAUCAUGAUAUUAAAAUUAAAUAUCAUGAUUUUUUUUCCGUAGAAAGAGAAAAUUCUCCAAUUCUUAAUAUUGCUGAUUUUAGUUCUGUUUUAAUUAACAAAAAUCAAGCUAAACGUAUAGUACGUUGGAUUGAUGAAAAAAAAAAUUUUAUAGUUUGUGGUGAAAGGGUUAAUAAUAAUUCACAUAUACUUAAACUUUUAUUAAGGGGUAGUAGGGAUGGUAUGUCAAGAGAAACUUUUCAUUAUUUAUGUGAUAAUAAAGGACCAACAGUAAUUGUAGCAAAAGUUGAAAAAUCAAAAAAUAUUAUUGGUGGUUAUAAUCCUAAUCCUUGGACCAGUUCAAAUAAAUGGAUUGAAUCAACUGAAAGUUUUAUUUUUUCUUUUAAAUCUGAUGGUAAUAGGGAAGGAAUUGAUGAUAUUAUUCUUAGUAGAAUAAAAAAUCCUUGUGCUGCUAUUUUUGAUGGUGAUAAUCAAUAUGAUGUAGGUUUUAGUUCGGAUUUACAAUUAUUUAUGGGAACUUAUGAACGUAAUAAUUAUGAAAAAAAAAUUAUGGAAGAAAAUCAAUUCAGGAUGAUAGAUUAUGAAGUUUUCUUAGUUAAAAGGGUAAAUAAAAAUGAUCGAAUCGGUUAA
Rhizophagus irregularis DAOM 181602=DAOM 197198 is the source of this 1452-nucleotide messenger RNA. Lineage: Eukaryota; Fungi; Glomeromycota; Glomeromycetes; Glomerales; Glomeraceae. The record is from RefSeq and is a predicted model, not a curated record.